AUGGGUUCAGUUUCUCAUCCGCCACAUUUUGAUGGCGACAACUACGCUGCAUGGAAGGCAAAGAUGAAAUCAUUUCUCUGGGCGCUUGACGAUAGAGUGUGGCUUGUGGUUGAAGAAGGCUGGGAAACUCCAACAGUUGAAGAAACCAAAGGCGAAGGACAGUCUUCUGUUACUAUUUCUAUGCUUAAGCCUAGAAAGGUAUGGAGUGAAGAUGAACGCAACUCUAGCACAUUCAAUCAAAGAGCAUUGAAUGCGUUGUUCAUUGCCGUUUUGCCUGAGCAAUUUAACUACAUCAGUAAAUGCUCAACGGCAAAAGAAGCUUGGGAUAUUCUUGAAGUUACUCAUGAAGCCUUCAAAGUCAAUAAUGAAAAAGUGAAUGAGGAUUCAUUUGAAAACCUAACUCAAGAUGAAUUUGCUCUUCUCACCAAACAAGCUAAAAAAAUUUUGAAACUUAGAAGUUCCAGAGGACGUGAAAAUCGAAACAAUUUUGAUUCAAACUCCAAAGUUCCUCGUUCUCGAGAUUUUUCUCAUGGAAAUUCUUCUAAGUUUGUCAAACUUGGUGAAAAGAAAAGUUCAAAUGACAGAGAUAAGUGUUUUGAAUGUCAAGGGUAUGGACAUCAUGCUCAUGAAUGUGCCAAUACUCUUAAAAAGCUGAAGGAUGAAAAGAACAAGGCAUUAACCUCCACUUGGAGUGAUAGUGAUUCAGAAAAGGACACGGCAUCUGAAGAGGAUGAUGAAGUGGUUGCGUUUAUUGGAUUUUUUUAUGGAUAUGAGACUGAUGACUCAGUGGUUAAAGAACCUGAUUCCGUAGAAGUCUUACAAAAAUAUACUGCACUUUAUGAUAUCACCAUGAAAGUGAAGAAAGAAAAUGAUGAACUGAAAAAUAAACUUGUGCAGCUAGAAAGCGAGAAGAAUGAAGCAGAGAUUGAGCAUCAAUCUCAAAUGGAACAUGCAGAAAAGCUACGAGAGUCAAUGUUGGAGAAGUUACAUAUGCUAGCAUCAGAAAAUAAAAUUCUUGAGAAUGAAUUGAGUGGCAUGAAAAAAAAGGUUGAAGAGUUUAGUAUUGGAUCAAGGAAAAUUGACAAAAUGUUAAGCUAUGGAAAAAAUUCAGGUGAUAGAAGCGGUUUAGGUUUUGAUUUUAAAGUGACUGGAAGUUCUUCAUCUUCUGUUACUAAAUUUGUCAAAGCUCUACAAGAACCAAGCAGGAAAGCAAGUAGUGAUGAAUCCUUUGGAAAUUCGUGUAACACUACAAUUAGGUCAAAUUCUGUGAUCCCCUUCGUUGAUCCAAAUAAUUUCAUUAGGUCAAAAACUUUCACUCCUAUUUGCCAUUUCUAUGGAAAAAUAGGACAUAUCAGACCUAGGUGUAACAAACUUCGAAAUGAAAAUCGAACUAAACACACCACCUCUUGGAUUUCUAAAAAAUCAAAUCUCAAAGUGAGAUUUGUUGCUCAACCGAAGGGAAUGAAUAGAAGUUCAAAAAUAAUGCCUAAUUCCAUUUUUCCUAACUUAAAGCAAGUAUGGAAAAGAAAGGAGACUCAAAUCUGCUUAUUGGAUAAGAUGUCACCAUCAUCUGCGGAAGAGAAUCUUACCUGUUUGGUAGCUUUCACUGCCCUCUCAACUUGUCAAUCUGAUACUUGGUAUCUUGAUAGUGGCUGCUCGAGGCACAUGACUGGAGACAAAAGAUGGUUCACAACCUUCACUGAGGAUUGUAAAAAUGGAGCAGUCACUUUCGAAGAUGGAAAAAAAGCAAGGAUUGUUGGAAAAGAAGAAAUCAAAACUCUAGGAAUUCCAUGCUUAAAAGAUGUCAUGUUAGUUGAUGGACUUAAAGCUAACCUAAUUAGCAUUAGUCAAAUUUGUGAUGAUGAUGAUGCUGAAGUAUUUUUCAUUAAGUUGAAAUAUAGUGUGAAUGUUGAUAGUGGGAUAGACAUUUUUGAAGGAAAAAGGUCUAAAGACAAUUGUUAUUGUGUGAAUGCAAAUGAAUCGCAUGUGCCAAGUAUAUGCAACAAAGCAAUUGAUAAUGUUUUGGAUUUAUGGCAUAAAAGAUUAGGCCAUAUGAAUUGUAAGGAUAUGAUUAAGCUUUCCAAGAAGGAAUAUGUGAGAGGUUUACCGAUGUUAGUUGGAGAACUUGGAAUUUGUGGAGAAUGUCAAGUGGGAAAGCAAACAAAGAGUUCGCACAAGUCAACAAACUACAUCUCAACCUCACGACCUUUGGAGCUGAUGCACAUGGACUUGGUUGGACCGGUACAGACCGAAAGCAUUAGGGGAAAGAAAUACAUACUUGUCUUGGUGGAUGAUUUCUCACGUUUUACUUGGGUUGCAUUCUUGCGAGAGAAAUCUGAUGCGUUCAAAGCAUUUUGUGGCUUGUUGAAUAAAAUUCAAAAUGAUAGAGUUGCUUCAAAUGAUUGUGUGAUACGACUCAGAACCGAUCACGGAACUGAAUUUGAAAACACAUCAUUUUCUAAGUUUUGUGAUGAAAAAGGAAUUACUCAUAAUUUUUCUGCUCCAAUCACUCCUCAACAAAACGGAGUUGUUGAACGGAAAAAUCGUGUGUUGCUUGACAUGAGUCGUGUCAUGCUGACUAGCGCUCGUUUGAUAAAUCAUUUUUGGGCUGAAGCAGUCAGCACCGCUUGCUACACUACAAAUCGAGUCUAUCUUCGACCUGGUACAAAGUGCACACCAUAUGAGAUUUGGAAUGGAAAGAAACCAAAUGUGAAGCAUUUGAGAGUGUUUGGUAGUAUAUGCUACAUUUAUAGAGUUAGGGAAAUGUUAGCAAAAUUCGAUUCACGAAGUGAUAUUGGAAUUUUUCUAGGAUACUCUCUCACAAGUAGAGAAUACAAAGUGUUCAACAAGAGAACUAAAAAUGUUAUGGAGUCCAUUAAUGUUGUUGUGAAUGACUCUUCCUUAAAUAUUGAACAACCUGCUUGA
Messenger RNA from Pyrus x bretschneideri (Chinese white pear), 2925 nucleotides. RefSeq lists its product as uncharacterized. Lineage: Eukaryota; Viridiplantae; Streptophyta; Magnoliopsida; Rosales; Rosaceae. The record is from RefSeq and is a predicted model, not a curated record. The coding region runs from base 1 to 2925 and encodes 974 amino acids. Gene Ontology annotation, biological process: DNA integration. Gene Ontology annotation, molecular function: nucleic acid binding; zinc ion binding. The transcript is spliced from 2 exons.